GAGCUUAGUCGCCGCGAGAGCUAGAAGCGACUGCGUGACCCUCCUCUUCGUCCUGGUCUCGUGGUACAAGGCAGACUCCGCAACUCCCUCCAGGUCGUCAUGAGCACCCUCCUGGCGUGCCUCGCCUUGCUGGCGGCCACAGCGAGCGGCCAGAAGAGCAGCGGCUUCCAGCAGGAGGACCCCUGCAAGACCAAGAGCCGCGUGGUGGCCGACGCCACCCACUGCGACCGCCUGUGGGAGUGCGUGGGCGGCCAGCCGGAGCUGUACGACUGCCCCAACGGGCUGGUGUUCGCCGGCAAGAACCGCGGCGUCACGGAGGGCUGCGACUACCCCUGGCGCGCCAACUACUGCGAGGGCAAGCAGCUGGCCAACGGGCCGAUCUCGACGGAGCACUGCGGCUGGCUGUACGGCAUCUUCGGCCACGAGACGUCGUGCACGCGCUACUGGACCUGCUGGAACGGCACUGCCACGGAGCAGCUGUGCAUCGGCGGCCUGCUCUACAACGAGGUCACGCACUCGUGCGACUGGCCGCAGAACGUCGAGGGCUGCCAGAAGCACCCUCUCUGCAACGACGAGGCGAACGGGAACGUGCCCCUGGGGAAGUCGUGCAACCGCUACUGGCAGUGCCAGGGCGGCUACCCGCGCCUGCAGCGCUGCCCGGCGCAGCUGGUGUUCGACCGCAGAUCGCUGCGCUGCGUGGUGCCGCCCACAGAGGACUGCGACGUGCCCACCACGACGCCGCCGCCGCUCGACGAGCUGCAGGGCGACGGGGAGCAGAACUUCCCUCGACCCCGUGGCGGCGAGGAGCCGCCCAACCUGCCGCCCGGCGCCGUGCCGCUGCCCUUGAGGAACCGACCCAGGAACUAGUGUACUCCUCGCCCUCUGCUGACCUUGAGGAGCUGAGCCCAUCAUCCAGAACCGUCAUGCUCAUACUCCUCGCCCUCUGCUGACCUUGAGGAGAUGAGCCCAUCAUCCAGAACCGUCAUUCUCGUACUCCUCGCCCCUCUGCUGACCUCUAGGAGCUGAGCCCAUCAUCCAGAACCGUCAUGCUCGUACUCUUCGCCCUCUGCUGACGUCGAGGAGCUGAGCCCAUCAUCCAGAACCGUCAUGCUCGUACUCCUCGCCCUCUGCUGACCUCGAGGAGCUGAGCCCAUCAUCCAGAACCGUCAUGCUCGUACUCCUCGCCCCUCUGCUGACCUCUAGGAGCUGAGCCCAUCAUCCAGAACCGUCAUGCUCGUACUCCUCGCCCCUCUGCUGACCUCUAGGAGCUGAGCCCAUCAUCCAGAACCGUCAUGCUCGUACUCCUCGCCCCUCUGCUGACCUCUAGGAGCUGAGCCCAUCAUCCAGAACCAUCAUGCUCGUACUCCUCGCCCCUCUGCUGACCUCGAGGAGCUGAGCCCAUCAUCCAGAACCGUCAUGCUCGUACUCCUCGCCCUCUGCUGACCUCGAGGAGCUGAGCCCAUCAUCCAGAACCGUCAUGCUCGUACUCCUCGCCCCUCUGCUGACCUCGAGGAGCUGAGCCCAUCAUCCAGAACCGUCAUGCUCGUACUCCUCGCCCCUCUGCUGACCUCGAGGAGCUGAGCCCAUCAUCCAGAACCGUCAUGCUCGUACUCCUCGCCCCUCUGCUGACCUCGAGGAGCUGAGCCCAUCAUCCAGAACCGUCAUGCUCGUACUCCUCGCCCCUCUGCUGACCUCGAGGAGCUGAGCCCAUCAUCCAGAACCGUCAUGCUCGUACUCCUCGCCCCUCUGCUGACCUCGAGGAGCUGAGCCCAUCAUCCAGAACCGUCAUGCUCGUACUCCUCGCCCCUCUGCUGACCUCGAGGAGCUGAGCCCAUCAUCCAGAACCGUCAUGCUCGUACUCCUCGCCCUCUGCUGACCUCGAGGAGCUGAGCCCAUCAUCCAGAACCGUCAUGCUCGUACUCUUCGCCCUCUGCUGACGUCGAGGAGCUGAGCCCAUCAUCCAGAACCGUCAUGCUCGUACUCCUCGCCCUCUGCUGACCUCGAGGAGCUGAGCCCAUCAUCCAGAACCGUCAUGCUCGUACUCUUCGCCCUCUGCUGACGUCGAGGAGCUGAGCCCAUCAUCCAGAACCGUCAUGCUCGUACUCCUCGACCCUCUGCUGACCUCGAGGAGCUGAGCCCAUCAUCCAGAACCGUCAUGCUCGUACUCCUCGCCCCUCUGCUGACCUCGAGGAGCUGAGCCCAUCAUCCAGAACCGUCAUGCUCGUACUCCUCGCCCCUCUGCUGACCUCGAGGAGCUGAGCCCAUCAUCCAGAACCGUCAUGCUCGUACUCCUCGCCCCUCUGCUGACCUCGAGGAGCUGAGCCCAUCAUCCAGAACCGUCAUGCUCGUACUCCUCGCCCUCUGCUGACCUCGAGGAGCUGAGCCCAUCAUCCAGAACCGUCAUGCUCGUACUCCUCGCCCCUCUGCUGACCUCGAGGAGCUGAGCCCAUCAUCCAGAACCGUCAUGCUCGUACUCCUCGCCCUCUGCUGACCUCGAGGAGCUGAGCCCAUCAUCCAGAACCGUCAUGCUCGUACUCCUCGCCCCUCUGCUGACCUCGAGGAGCUGAGCCCAUCAUCCAGAACCGUCAUGCUCGUACUCCUCGCCCUCUGCUGACCUCGAGGAGCUGAGCCCAUCAUCCAGAACCGUCAUGCUCGUACUCCUCGCCCUCUGCUGACCUCGAGGAGCUGAGCCCAUCAUCCAGAACCGUCAUGCUCGUACUCCUCGCCCCUCUGCUGACCUCUAGGAGCUGAGCCCAUCAUCCAGAACCGUCAUGCUCGUACUCCUCGCCCUCUGCUGACCUCGAGGAGCUGAGCCCAUCAUCCAGAACCGUCAUGCUCGUACUCCUCGCCCCUCUGCUGACCUCGAGGAGCUGAGCCCAUCAUCCAGAACCGUCAUGCUCGUACUCCUCGCCCUCUGCUGACCUCGAGGAGCUGAGCCCAUCAUCCAGAACCGUUAUGCUCGUACUCCUCGCCCUCUGCUGACCUCUAGGAGCUGAGCCCAUCAUCCAGAACCGUCAUGCUCGUACUCCUCGCCCCUCUGCUGACCUCGAGGAGCUGAGCCCAUCAUCCAGAACCGUCAUGCUCGUACUCCUCGCCCCUCUGCUGACCUCGAGGAGCUGAGCCCAUCAUCCAGAACCGUCAUGCUCGUACUCCUCGCCCUCUGCUGACCUCUAGAAGCUGAGCCCAUCAUCCAGAACCGUCAUGCUCGUACUCCUCGCCCCUCUGCUGACCUCGAGGAGCUGAGCCCAUCAUCCAGAACCGUCAUGCUCGUACUCCUCGCCCUCUGCUGACCUCGAGGAGCUGAGCCCAUCAUCCAGAACCGUCAUGCUCGUACUCCUCGCCCCUCUGCUGACCUCGAGGAGCUGAGCCCAUCAUCCAGAACCGUCAUGCUCGUACUCCUCGCCCCUCUGCUGACCUCUAGGAGCUGAGUCCAUCAUCCAGAACCGUCAUGCUCGUACUCCUCGCCCCUCUGCUGACCUCUAGGAGCUGAGCCCAUCAUCCAGAACCGUCAUGCUCGUACUCCUCGCCCUCUGCUGACCUCGAGGAGCUGAGCCCAUCAUCCAGAAUCGUCAUGCUCGUACUACUAGCCAUCAAUGUCCUUGUGUAGCCCGGCUCAGAAACUAGAUAGAACAAUCACCCUCGUUCUAUGCCCACUUAUCCAUCGUUGAACAAUGAGUAGCCUGCCACUUGCUGGAAUGCUGCUUUGUUAAGUCUAAAGAAAUAUAAGUAUUAAUUCACAAAAUGGUUCUUUUUCGAAACUCCAUAGAAUAUUAUAAAUAUAAGUUUUAUCUGGGACCUUAAUUUUUUUUUUUACAACAAGAACGCUUGAUAAGGUAUAUUACUCAAAUAAGGUCUUGGUAAGUUUGCUUGUAUCGAAUACACAGAAAUCUAAAACUCGGAAAAGUUUACAAAAAAUGGUUUUUAGGGGGUAUUUGUAAAUGUUACGAAUAUAAUGAAAGAUUCUUCAACUGAUUGUAUGAGACUUGUGGUUUUUAUGAAGUGUAAAUGUUAUUCUUAAUACAGGAAAAUGAAAUGGAAUUAUUACUAAAAUGAACUCUUUAGUAUACUAAAUUAAAAUAUAUAUAUAUAAUUUUCAGUGCUUCAAGGGCUUUUGAGUAGACCCACACUUUGUAAAAUGGUUUUGGUCAGCAAGAGUUAGUCUUACAGGAAAAACAAGAUAAGUCUAGAAUUAUUACACCAUACAUUAUCACUGCCAAUAUUUUUGGCUUAAUUUGCCAUUAAUACCGCCAGAAAAUUGCGCUAUAGUAUUUUGUCUGACUCCGGAAAAACUCUAAAGCUUUUCACAAUAAUCAUAUGUUUGCUGGAGCAUGGUUUCAAAUGCUUAGCGAUGUAGGUAAUUAUCAUUAAAAGUCCAUUAACUACAUGAUAUAGUGUUCUUGCCGCACUAAAAUAAGCACAAGAUUAAGGUUGGUGAGAGAGUUUGAGUCAGGAACUGACUAUCAAAAAUUUCAAAGAAUUCUGAGGAAGUGAAUACUACGGUCAGUUAUUUAAUUUUACAUUUUACUGGUAAUAAGUGACUUUAGUAAUAGUUUGUAGCUAUAUUUGUGUUACAUUGUUACCUUGUUCUAGACUAUAUUAAUUGUAUUUAGUUCGAGACUGAGACUUCGAGAAAAAAAUUCCAUAGCGUUUUACAGAGAAACAUAUUUGUAAAUUGUUUGUAUGAUAUUUUAUUAUCAAUAAAAUCAUUUUUAAAAGUCUG
This is a messenger RNA of Bacillus rossius redtenbacheri, 4720 nucleotides long. Its product is annotated as protein obstructor-E-like. The record is from RefSeq and is a predicted model, not a curated record. Gene Ontology annotation, molecular function: chitin binding. NCBI's taxonomy places the organism in Eukaryota, Metazoa, Arthropoda, Insecta, Phasmatodea, Bacillidae. Bases 100 to 867 code for a protein of 255 amino acids. Gene Ontology annotation, cellular component: extracellular region. The transcript has 4 exons.